AUGGGACCUUCUAAACUAAAAAUUGUUGAAAAAUUUCCAGUUUCUACUUUCAUUGAUGGUAAUCGAGGUAAAGAUAUUGAAAACUUAUGGAGAAGAUUUUAUCUGUUAUAUUGCACUAUGCAAUGUAAUAGUUUAUCAGAAGAAAAAAUUAAUCAAUUUACAAAAGAUGCACGUCAAUGGGUUCAAGAUUUUGCUAGGCCAACAAUAAAAACAUUUAAUG
Molecule: messenger RNA, 220 nt
Organism: Racocetra persica
Lineage: Eukaryota; Fungi; Glomeromycota; Glomeromycetes; Diversisporales; Gigasporaceae
Source: the annotation of a GenBank genome assembly